Molecule: messenger RNA, 252 nt
Organism: Botrytis porri
Lineage: Eukaryota; Fungi; Ascomycota; Leotiomycetes; Helotiales; Sclerotiniaceae
Exons: 1
Coding region: 1-252 (83 amino acids)
Source: RefSeq, a predicted model, not a curated record
AUGAACGCACAUUGCAAGGAAACUAAUAUUGGUCUCCUUCCUUGGUCGCCACUCGCCGCUGGUGUGCUCGCCGACUCCUGGGAAGAUCGCACCGAUGAACGUGAAAAAACUGAUAUUAUCUUGAAGUUACUCUUCCGUCGCAGGCAUCAUGAGUCCGAUCAAGAAAUUGUACGAAGGGCAGAAGAAUUGGCUGGUAAGAGGGGUGUUAGAAUGGCCAUCAUUGCGAUUGCUUGGAUUAUGUCAAAGGAAUGA